CAUGUCGAAGAGGAAGAGCAGUAAUUCAAGGCGCACGCCUGACAAGAGAAGCCGGUUUUCUCAACCCGAGGAGGAGGACGAGGAAACGGGCAACUUCAGUUCAGGAGAUGGCACAAAUUCAUCACAGAGUGUCACAGGUGAGGUGGGCAUCAUAGAGAGUAUCUCUCUAAAGAACUUCAUGUGUCAUUCGUUCCUUGGUCCCUUUCCGUUUGGUCCAAACGUCAACUUUGUCGUAGGAAACAAUGGAAGUGGGAAAAGUGCGGUGCUGACGGCUCUGAUUGUGGCCCUGGGCGGUAAAGCUCACACCACCAACAGAGGCUCCUCACUCAAAGGAUUUGUUAAGGAAGGAGAGAGCUCUGCAGACGUGUCCAUCACUCUGAGGAACAGGGGUCGUGAUGCGUAUAAACCAGAGGUUUUUGGUGAAUCCAUCAUCAUAGAUCUUCGUAUCUCCAGCGAGGGACUGCGGACUUAUAAACUAAGAAGUAAAACAGGUCACCUAGUGUCAUCCAAAAAGGAAGAACUGAUCUUCAUUUUGGAUCACUUUAACAUCCAGGUGGACAAUCCGGUCUCUAUCCUUACCCAGGAAAUGAGUAAACACUUUCUCCACUCCAAAGGAGAGGGGGACAAAUACAAAUUUUUCAUGAAAGCCACUCAGCUUGAUCAGAUGAAGGAAGAUUACAGCUACAUCAUGAAGACCAAGACCAUGACCCAUAAUACAGUGGAGAAACACAGGGAGACUCUGCAAGAACUAAAGAGAAAGUACCACGAGAAAGAAGAGCGCUAUAAAAACCUGGCUUCACUCGAUGAAAUGCAGCAGAAGUUGGAUGAGCUGAAGAAUCAGAUGGCCUGGGCUCUGGUGGCAGAGGUGGAGCAGGAGGUGAAGCCCAUGAGAGAACGAAUCGCUGCUGAAGAGAAAUCCACCGUCAAAUAUGACAAGAAAGUGGAAGAGUGGGAGGGGAAAGUUCAGGAGGCCAACAGGAUAUUCCAGCAGUUGCAGGAUCAGCUGGAGGGUGUGACGGAGCGGAUGCAGCAGCUGCAGCCACAGUGUGCUGAACUAAAGAGCCGGGCACAGGAGCGCAACCGAGAUCUCAAAGCAGCCGAGGCUGGACUUCAUCGGAAAAAAACUAAUUUAAGAGACCUUGAGAAGGAUAAAAAUCAGCUCAACAAGCGUAUCCAAGAACUCAAACGGAGCAUAAGUCAGGCGAACUCAGCUGACACUCAGUCUCGUGUGGAGAGGAUGAAUCACAUUCAGACUGAGCUGGAAGAUCUGAGUUUCCAGGACUCCACUCUGGCUCAGCAGAUCGAUCAGUUUAAACAGGCCUGCGCCUCUGCGAAAGAAAGGCUGGGCAGAAUGAGCCGUGAAAAGCAGGACCUGCAGCAUUCGAUUGAUUCUAAGCAACGUGGCCUGGCUGCUAUGGAAAACAGUCGAAAUAACCAAAUUUGUCGUUUUGGAGAGCACAUGCCAGCACUGCUGAGGGCUAUAGAUGAGGCUGACCGGCGGGGUCAGUUCAAGAGGAAACCUGUUGGACCACUCGGAUUCUGCAUCCGACUUCGGGAUCCGGAGCUGGGUCUUGCAGUGGAGAGCUGUCUGAAGGCACUGAUGUUAGCUUUCUAUUGCGAUAACUACGCUGACGAGAGAGAGUUACAGAAAAUCAUGAGUCGCUGCUUCCCGCAUGGCAGAAGACCUCAGAUCAUUGUCAGCACAUUUACCGACACGCUCUACAAUGUCGGCAGCAGGGCUGUCAAUCACCCUGAAUACCCAACAGUCCUCCAGGCACUUGAGAUUGAGAAUCCAGUUGUGGCCAACUGUCUGAUCGACAUGAGGGGAAUCGAAACCAUUCUGCUCAUCAAGAACUCUAAAGAUGCGAGAAGGGUCAUGAUGAGUGGACAUCCACCACGCAAUUGCAGGGAGACUUUCACACAAGAAGGGGACCAGGUCUACAAUAACCGUUACUACUCCUGCGAUCAGAACAGAGCGCUCUACCUCAGCAAAGAUGUCGAAGAGGAAAUCAGACAUUUGCAGUCUGCCAUACAUUCCCAGAGAACACAUUUGGAUCGCUUUCAGCAGGACAUGCAGGAGAUUAGUGAAGACGAGAAACAGAACCGGAUUCUUCUUCACAGAGCCUAUGAAGACCAAAAGAAGGCCCAGGAACUUUGUCGGAAGCUUCAGGCAGAGCUGACAGAAUUGCAGAAUGUUGAGGAACCACAGUCUGAGGACUUGAAACCUUUGGAAGAGGAACUGGAGGAGCUCAGCAGCCGGAUAAGUGCAUGUCAAGUGGAAUUUGAAGCAGCGCGGAAGCAGAUGCUGACACUCAAGAGGGAAUAUGAGGAGGCUGAGCAGCUCUACCGGCAGCAGAGGGAAGCUUUUAACAGCAUCGCAGAGGAAGCUGAGCCCAUUAAGGAGCAAUUGAGCAACAGUGAUCAGGAGGUGGCGAGGAGUAAACACCACAAAAGUCACUAUGAAGACAAACGCAAAACUCAUGUGGAAAUGAUCGAGACACUAAAGAGGAACCUGAAUGUCAAGGAGCAGGAGUUACAAGCAUCUGUAGCAAAAGCCUCUGAAAUCUGCCCUGACCGCUUGGAUGUGAGGAGAACGGCUAAGAGUUUGGACAGUGAAAUCAGCCGCCUUAAACACAAGAUUAACACACAGCAGGACCAACAAGGACACAGAGACACUAUCGUCAGGCAAUACCAUGAGGCGAAGGAAAACUUCAAUAACAUAGCCCGACAGGUAAAGGGUCUGGAGGCUUUCAUCGGCCAGUUGUCUAAGAUCAUGAACACCAGGCACAACGUUUAUGCUGAAAUGCGAAUGUAUCUCUCUGUGCGCUGCAAGUACUACUUUGACUCUAUGCUGUCCCAGAGAGGGUACAUAGGGAAGAUGGCAUUCGACCAUAAAAAUGAGGCGCUCUCUAUAUCAGUUCAGCCAGGAGAGGGUGGGAAGGCUGUUCUGAGUGACAUGCGGUCUCUGUCUGGAGGAGAGCGUUCAUUUUCUACUGUGUGCUUCGUCCUUUCACUGUGGGCCAUAGCCGAAGCUCCGUUCCGGGCAUUGGAUGAAUUCGAUGUCUAUAUGGACAUGGUGAACAGAAGAAUCUCGAUGGACAUGAUGCUUAAAGUCGCUGCCAGUCAGCGAUAUAGGCAAUUUAUUUUCCUAACACCACAGAGCAUGAGCUCUCUUCCAGAUAACAACAUGAUCCGCAUCCUGCGUCUCAACGACCCUGACCGUAGUCAGUCGACACCGAGGAACUCAGAAUGAAGCUGCUGUUGGCUGAACUGCGGUUUACACCACUGCACUUUACAGUUCCAUCUAUACCCUUAAAUGUUUACAGUUUUCUUUUUCCAAAGUUGUACAUUUGAAAACUAAUUUAGUUAUUUAAGACCCAAAUUUGCAGGUUCUGUUUAGUGCUGCACUUUAAAUUUUUCUAAAAAUAAUAGUUUUUAAGUUUUAUAAUACAAAUGUUAUUACGAUGUUAUUUUCAUUGAUAAUUGGUUGAAUAAACCUUUUGAAUAAGUCAAAAAA
This is a messenger RNA of Rhinichthys klamathensis goyatoka, 3517 nucleotides long. RefSeq names its product Structural maintenance of chromosomes protein 6-like (gene smc6). The transcript has 26 exons. Lineage: Eukaryota; Metazoa; Chordata; Actinopteri; Cypriniformes; Leuciscidae. The coding region runs from base 2 to 3253 and encodes 1083 amino acids. The record is from RefSeq and is a predicted model, not a curated record. Gene Ontology annotation, biological process: double-strand break repair via homologous recombination. Gene Ontology annotation, molecular function: single-stranded DNA binding; damaged DNA binding. Gene Ontology annotation, cellular component: site of double-strand break; Smc5-Smc6 complex; nucleus.